CUUAUUCCUCCGCGUCACACUUUUUUAACAAACAUCACCUUGAGAGAUCAGACAGCGAAGAAAUCCCUAAUAUGAGGCGCACCCACCACUCGGUCAUAGUCUCCGCGACGAAGUAUUCGGACUCCGAAAAGCAGAACUUCAUAGAUUGUUUACAUGAUGAGGAGCCUGAGCCCAAGCACAUUCCCGCCGAGGUCUUGGACGAAAUUUUAAACGAGGUCCUGAAGCAUACCCAUUUCCCGCAAAAGCAGUCGGAUAGCUCCCUGGAUCAGCACUGUCAGUCAGUGCGAGAGGCGAAGGCGGAGAAACAGGCGAAGCUAAAGAGGCAGGACGAUGAUCUCGACAUGGAUCCUCGUCUGCGCAACUGGAACCGCGUGCUGGAGCAGCGCCAACGAAUCCAAAAGCGGAUCGAACGGCAGACGGGUAAGCGGGCCGAGGACGUGCUCUUCAACCGCUCGGCUACCAUCGACGAGGCCGGCAAGCGGAUGAUCCUGCGCAUCCUUGACACCGCCGAUCGUUCGCGACCUCUCGACCGCCUCAAAGAGAAUGUCACAAUGACCUCGCUGAAGCCACGCUGUGAUCCCAAUCUGUGUCUCGAGAUAAAGGAGCUGUUCGCCGUCAAGCCGACGCUGCAGGAGGUGGAGUUCAUUGGCCUGCCGGAGGUCACCCAGAAGGAACUGGCCUCCACCCAACUGGCGGCCAACGAAGUCGAGAGCCAGUUUCAGCGCUCCGAGGUUCUGAGCCAGCGCCUCGAGACGAAGAAGCGCUCCAUCCAACGAGUUCUGGAAUUUGCGCCCGAUCUUCAGCAGCUGCAGGUCACGCAGACAAAAAUGGAGCCGCCUGCCAAAGGGCCACCGAUCACUAAGGUCAGCCAGUCUUCCUUAAAGGAUAUCUCAGACGACUCCACCUUUGAGGAGGAAGAGGACUUGGAGUUAGAUUUUUUGGUGUCCUUUAAGGAAGGCGAGGGCGAUACGGAAGUCGAGAAAAUCUUAAAAGAUGUCGAGAACCAGGUGGAGACCCAAGAUUUGGACGAGCCACAAGACUUAAACGGCCUGAUGGUUAAUGGCAUGUUCCUUGACUACCGCCAGCCCAGUGGCCCUACAAGCAAGAAUAUUUAUCUGAUGCUUGAAUGUGAUCCAUACGAGCGCAAGGUGAAGAUGCUGCUGGAUAUCCAGAACCUGAGUCCGAAGUUUGUGCACGUCUUUUGGUUGAGCAAGGCCCGCUUGCGAUCCGAUCGUGCGACCGUAGACGCCGAACUUGUGUUCGACCGCAGCGAGUUCAUCCUUGAGCCGCGGGGUCGCCGCAUCAUCCAGGUAAUGUUCCAGCCGCAAACGGUGGGCAUCUUCACGCAGCGCUGGCACUUGUGCCUGAGAAGGACUCCAUUGUGCGGCACCCGUCGCCUGGACGUCGUUAUCCAGGGUAAGUGCACCAUGCCGGCUGAGUUUCUGCGCCGCCUCGAGGGUCAUAAAAAGGUGCCGUUGGACAAGCAGCAGAGACUGCAGGCGCAGAGUAUCCUUAAUAUGCAGGCCAGCCUGGCGCCGAUCAUUGAGAAUCCCCGGCCCCUGUGUCCCUACAAGAGAUCCCUUGAUGAUCGCGAGGUUUUCAAUGCCCAAAACUAUUCCUAUCGCUGCGAUCGGUACGAGGAUCUCGAGAUUCUUAAGGGCAUAUAUGAACUGGCCAAGAAGCCACGCGAUCGACCAUGGGAUCUGAGCAUUCAGGCACUGCGUAACAUUAUUGGCAAGCUUGAGAGCCGGUUUCUGCGCGAGCAUCUCCACAAUCAACUGGUGAAAGUCCUCGAGCCGAUGAAGUGCAACAGGUGCUCGAAUUUUCCCCUGUUGGAGCAUAAUCCGGAGCAGGAACGGUCCCGUUUUAUCUACGUGCGUGGCACUAUCAGCAGCACCAUUGACGCCUGGGAGACCAUGGCCUUUGGCCUGGAUGAGCAGUUCUUUAAGCUGGAACUCCUUCGCUACCUCUCGGAGAACCCCCUCCCUAAGGAGUUCGGCGGACUGUCGCAGAAGAACCGCCAGCAGGAUCCGUUUGAGACAUCAGUGAAUAUAGAGGUCGUGGAGAACAUCUCGAAGAGAGUCAAGUCCAGCAAGUACUUGAAGGACUCCCUCUACAUGCAGACCUACAGUCUGCUCUGCGAUGCCGCCGAAGACAUUGUGUCCGUGAUCGAGAGCACCGCCGAAUAGGAUUCGGUCUGCCGAUGAUAUUGAGAUGCUCUUUCACCCGUUCCAAGCUACACGGAGAACUCUGAGCUUUGUCUUUCGGGCAACAUAUAUUUUUUUAGGUGUUUAAAAGGCAUUACUGAAAUAAUAAAAAAAAACCUUUUUGA
Molecule: messenger RNA, 2332 nt
Organism: Drosophila eugracilis
Lineage: Eukaryota; Metazoa; Arthropoda; Insecta; Diptera; Drosophilidae
Exons: 2
Coding region: 72-2189 (705 amino acids)
Source: RefSeq, a predicted model, not a curated record